UUAUGAAGUUUGGAAAUUUAAAAACAGCUGAGAGUGAUGUGCGAGCUAAAUUUAACACUUUAGAUUAAUUUGUAUCCAAUUUUAAUGAACCACGUCAUAUAAUAUAGUUGGGAAAUGAAAGAAAAUUAAAUACAGUGCUAGCUUUCAAAAAUGGAAAUCCCAUAUAGGAAGAUAUUUAUUUAUGUUUUAACUUUUGCGGCCUAUGCUUACACUGGUAUUGGUUCAAGUAUGUUAAGAAAUCUAAAAGAUGCUGUUUUAUCCGCAGAGUCAGUAUUCGGAGACAUGUUUAGAAAUGUAAUCACUGUGGCGGAAAAAUUUAAAUCGUUACAUGAUGUGUUUGAUGCAGCAGUCGAAGAGGAGUGUAUAUUUUCUUGCCCUGAAGGACAAAAACCUGUACGCAACAGAAAUCAUAUACCAACAUCAGACGGAUGUGGUUCUCUAGGAAUUGAGAUAUCCACAGAGUAUUUGCCCAUAGACCAGAUGACCAAAUGUUGUGACACACAUGAUAUAUGCUAUGACACAUGCAACAGUGGCAAGGAAGUUUGUGAUUUAGAAUUCAAGAGAUGUCUCUACAAUUAUUGUGAAACAUAUAAAGGAGUCAAUAUUGGUGGUGAAACUAUAACCAAAGGUUGUAAAGCAGCUGCUAAACUACUGUUUACAGGCACUUUAACCCUUGGUUGCAAAUCAUAUUUAAAUGCGCAGAAAAAUGCCUGUUACUGUCCACCUGCUAAAAAUAAAUAUAAAAAAUUUACAACUGGAAGUGGUGACUUGUGAGAUUUAAUUAUUUGUACCUGAGGUACAUAAUUUUUGUAUCAUUAUAUUGAUCUAUAACUUGGAACAUGUGCUUUGCUAUUUUUAUCACUACGUAAGUAAUUUGCCACAGUCAAAGUACUACAUACCAGUAGGGUAGGUCUAUUCUGUAACAAUGUUUCGAUUCUCCUCUAUCUGUCUCUUUCUAUAGUAUUGUGUUAGACAAAGACAUAUAGGUUAUACAAAACAUGUUAUAGAAUAGCCCUGCAGAUCAGUAAUGAUAUUCUGUAACAAUGUUCUGUAUAACUAGCAAGUGCAAGUUUCGAAUUCACCUCUAAUUCUCUCAAUUUAUAGUAUUGUGGUAGACAGAGAGAGAGAUAUAUGUCAAUUAGAAUCGCACUUGGGAGUUAUAAAAAUAUCAUUACUGAAUAGCCCUGCUGAACAAUGACAAGAAUUGCUUUGACUGUAGGUUCUCUCUUAUGAAGUACAAACAAAAUCACCUGUGUUGUAGGUAGGUAAUGUUAUCUCAUUCUAGAGCUUGUGUAUUUUUAACUUACUAAUUCAUUAUUAAUUAUUAUUUCAUUUGUUUAAGUACUUUGUUCUCUAAUAUUAUUAUUUGCUACACAUAUUGUUAAGCUGUUAUUUAUUGUUCUAUGUAUAUUUUUUAAUAUUGCACAACAUUUUUCCUAACAAUAUUGUAGUUGACUCAUAUCAAAUUUAAUAUAAACAAUAUUAAUUUCGUGUAGUACAUGGAACAAGGCUCCAAAAUAUAUUGAUAUCAAUUAAUAGAAGUUAGUAUUUCUUAUAAAACUUAAUUUUGACGGCCUCCGUGGCGCAGUGGUUUGCGCGGUGGAUUUACAAAACAGAGGUCCUGGGUUCGAUCCCCUGGGCAGAUUGAGAUUUUCUUAAUUUGACCAGAUCUGGCUGGUGGAAGGCUUAAAGGAAGGAAAUAUCCUCUGGCCUCUGACUGUCAUGGCCGACAAGUGUUUUGGCUCAUCAAAAUCAUAUUUAAAAACUAAAAUUUUCAUGUAAUCACGUCUCAAAAAAUCAGAAAAAGAAAAUUUCAGUCUAGUAGAACGCUAAUGAACUUUUAAAAGUGUCAACUAGCCUAUUGUAAUGAUUAGUUAUACAUACAUCAAAUUAACAGUAUAUUAUAGUUCUAAUAACAGAACUUGGCUUUUUAACUGCAACAGUAUGAUAAGAUAGUUAUUUAGUAUGUACCUAUUAGAGUCAAGUUUAUUAUCAAUGAUUGCAUAGGCAUAUCUCAUUCUUGCCUCAAAAUACAUAACAAUAUGUAAAAUAUCUAUUAAAUGUGAUAUGUAAAGUUUUAUAUUUAGAAUAAGGUGAUUUGAAAUAAAAUCAUAAAACAUA
Messenger RNA from Bicyclus anynana (squinting bush brown), 2121 nucleotides. RefSeq names its product group XIIA secretory phospholipase A2 (gene GXIVsPLA2). Gene Ontology annotation, cellular component: extracellular region. The record is from RefSeq and is a predicted model, not a curated record. Lineage: Eukaryota; Metazoa; Arthropoda; Insecta; Lepidoptera; Nymphalidae. Bases 151 to 774 code for a protein of 207 amino acids. Gene Ontology annotation, biological process: arachidonate secretion; lipid catabolic process; phospholipid metabolic process. Gene Ontology annotation, molecular function: A2-type glycerophospholipase activity; calcium ion binding. The transcript is spliced from 3 exons.